Alosa sapidissima (American shad) is the source of this 894-nucleotide messenger RNA. Its product is annotated as coxsackievirus and adenovirus receptor homolog. The transcript has a single exon. Gene Ontology annotation, cellular component: bicellular tight junction; basolateral plasma membrane; intercalated disc. Bases 1 to 894 code for a protein of 297 amino acids. Gene Ontology annotation, molecular function: cell adhesion molecule binding. The record is from RefSeq and is a predicted model, not a curated record. Gene Ontology annotation, biological process: homotypic cell-cell adhesion. NCBI's taxonomy places the organism in Eukaryota, Metazoa, Chordata, Actinopteri, Clupeiformes, Clupeidae.
AUGGACUGGCGAAUAUUCAAAGUUUUACUCAUGCUGACCGUCAAAUGUACUGAUCCUGUCCUUAUCAACUCAACAGACAAGAAACUUUUGGAGAAGGCAGUUGGAGGAAGCGCAAUCCUGGAAUGCCAAUUCACCCUCGCCCCAGAUGACAUUGGACCUCUGGAGAUCGAGUGGACUAGGCUGUCUGGACUACAAGAGGACCCGGUAAUCAUUGUGUUCUCCGCCGGGCAGAUCUACGAUAACUACUAUGUGCCACUCAAAGACAGGGUCCACUUCAUUUCAACCGAUCCACGGAAAGGAGACGCCUCUGUUAAACUGCUACGACUGAGACCCUCAGAUUCCGGGACUUACAAGUGCCAAGUGAAGAAGGUCCCUGGUAUCCAGAGAAUUGCAGUCAUCCUCCGGGUGAUGCAUGCUCCCUCCAACCCAAGUUGUCACACAAAGGGCACUGCAGAGGUGGGUGGAAAUGUGGUGCUGCACUGCAAUGCCCAGGAAGGUGCAAUCCCCAUCGACUACAACUGGCAGAGAGCCACCGGACCCUACACACUACCAUCCUCUGCCCACUUAGAUGCUGUUGCAGGCAGGCUCCACAUCCCACGUGCAAAAGAGAAUGACUCAGGGACCUACCACUGCAUUGCCAGGAACCGGGUUGGAAUCGCGGAGUGCUUUUUGGAACUUCGGAUUAUUCCUCCUCCUUCCAUGGUUGGCAUGAUUUCAGGAGCUGUUGUGAGCAUCCUCCUGGUCCUUGCUGUGGUCAUCUUCAUUGUCUUCCGCUGCUGCAAGUGCAAGAUGGACACGGUGGAAGCAAAUGACAUUAGAGAGGAUGCAAGUCCCCCGAAACACAGAAAAUUAGCCAUGACAGGCAAUGUAACAAGAAGCACCACUGACCUCUGA